CAACCAACCACCCACCCACCACCCACCACUACCGGGACAAUUAAUCAGAUUUACUUACUUUAGUACUACCUAAGGGCCCAGUCGCCGGUUGGUCGGUGGAUCACUCACUCGCGCGCCACCCAGUUGACCGGUCACAUACGCAACGCAGUUUUUCUUUCCGCAAAGCACACAUUAGCACACAUUACAUUAUCUAUUCUAUCAACCAGCGUGUGUGUGUGUGUUCUGGUGUGUCCUGUCCUACGUGCGCCCCGAGGUCAUGAGAUGAUAUGACCAUCUAAGAGAAAUGGGCCAUCCGCGCCGACAACACAAAUGGAAUCAUGGCGGGAGCGAGGAUUUGUACCGGAUUCGGACUCGGACUCGGAGGUUGGACUGGAUAGCCAGGAGAGCAGGAAGCUGAGCGAGGAUGUUGGGGAUUCGACUGCCGCGGUUGCGGUUGCGGUUGAGGUGGUGGUGGGAGUGGAGGGGGAACGAUCUUCGUUGGAUGGGAGGGAUGAAGGUGAAGGACAACGACAACCGGAUGAGGAUGUACAAGUACAUGCACAUGCUCCUCAGGACGACAAUGUCGACUACAAUCGCCCUGUGACUCCUUCGAUCCCUACACAGGAAUCUGUUCAGCCUGAACAGGUUGAAAAGAUCGAACUGCAACUCCCUCCUGUGCUUCCGUCAAAUACUGCCGAUGAUGGUGUCGGACUCGAUCCGCCCUUGUUGGGAUUGGAACCUCCGGAGCGCGAGGUGACUCCUCGCGCCGGUGAAAACGCUGUGGACUCUCAAAUGCCUAAACACUCCCCAGAACAGAUGAAUGAUCCUUCCCAUGGUGCUGCCGAUCUCGAUAUGCCCUUGUCGACACUCCCGGAGGAUGGGGAGACUCCUCGCGCCGGUACAAAAACCGACGACUCUCGUUUGCAUCGCGCGCAAUCCUCAGAACCGAUGAACGCUGCUGCCGAUGAUGCCACCCCGCGGGCUGAGGAUAAUGGCACGAUGUGGGAUAUGCCAAGCUCCGAGGAUGAGUUGCAGUGGGGUCACCGACUCCCAAAGAAACCGUCCCAUGUCUACUCGAGGGCAAAGCGCGAUACUCAGACGCAGCCGCAGCCUCAGCCUCAGCCGCAACAGCAACAGCAGGAGGAGAAGGAGUACGAGAUGGACGAUGUUUCGUCUCCAUCGUCGCCCUUGUCGUCUGUUGAUUCUCUGCGUUUGGGUGUGACUGCGGAUGUGGACGAGAGUGGUCAAGGUGGGCAGAAACAACCCGAGGAGCCAACAGAGGAUAUCAUGGAGCAACUGCUACAAACUAUCGACAUCCCAGAGGAAGUUCUACAGGAGAUGUCACAGCCAGCACGAAGAUCUCUGCGAGAGCGCAAAGCCAUCCAGCUACAUCCUUACAUGCUGGAGGAUGCAAAGUACAGGGGUCUGAUGCGCGCACGAGGCGUCAAGCCUGUGCGUGCUCAAUACGACCUACCUCCCCCCGCAGCCAGCGAGAGUCAGAACAAAGGCUAUGUCGAUGGCGCUGAACCGAUUUCAGACAGCUUUGGAACCGAUUUUCAGUUUCCGCCAUCAUCUCCGGUAGAGUUUUGUCGGUUAUCGGAGAAAAGGCAUUUCAGGGGCUCGCCUGAACAUUCACGACAUGGCUCUCCACAACUGGGCGAAUCUCCGCGUAUCCUUACCGGCCGCCAAUCUAAGAGGCGCAAAAUUUCCAAGCCUCAGAAUGACCGCCCCCCUCAAACACAAUACCCGCAGCCGAGGGUAGUGAUUCAGAAUCCUUCGCCAAAGCGUUCAACCGCCCAUGUUCCCAGCCCACCACGUUCAGAGGAAAAUAUUAUCUCCUCGCCUCCAAUGGAGCCUUCCAACGUGUUCCGCUUUCUUCCUGGCUUCACACCGUCGUCAACUACAACGAAUGUGGAGCCGGAACAGACUAAUGCCCCGCAAGAUGUGGAUUCCAUGGACUGGUCUGAGGCAGAUGAUGGCCCCGAAGAUAUUCAUAUGGAGGGGACCCAGACGGAGCCAAAUUCUGAGGCCGAAGAUGCAAUCGAGGUGGAUGACAACCAAGACCAAGAUGACGCUGCUGUUAGGAGAUACCAACGCCGCAUAAAGGGUGUGCUACCAGCGUCAUGGCUACGAUUAGACCAAAGGAAGCAAGAAGAACGUACGAGUGCUACACAACAGCGCGAAAGGGUUUUGGCAAGGGAAAACGCCAAAGGAGUUGCUCAGAAAAUCACGAAAAAGAACGCCACCUCGAAAGCUUCAAGAUCCAGCGCGCAUCUCACAUCGCUAAGACAGCUUGCAGAUUCAGACAGUGGCGAUGAGAGCGAGGAUAGAGACAGCAGAGGCCAUGACAUCAAAGACAAUGCUUCACGCCAAUUACUCGCCCAAUUUGGCAUUCCAGAGUUUGAUAACGAAGAUGUUGAUAUUGGCCUCGAUAUUCCAGAAGACAAUCGCAUCGAUUACAUGUUCCCACCUAUGCCCCGUGGCCCUUCAGGACCUAGAGCCCCAAAGCAGGCAAAGAAACGGCCCACGUUCGAGACGGACAGUGUUCGGUCUGCUGGUGCACCCAAACGAACUCGCCUCAAGAAACAAGCACGAAUCACCGAUCAUGUCUAUGGGACCCAAAAACAGAAGCGGCCUCGACCCAGUGCGCCUAGACCCUCUCUGCCCAAGCUUGGAAUUUUGGAUGCCCCGGACGUUGCCUCUCGGCCUCGCAAUACGCAGCCGCAAUUUCUGAGGAUUGCUGCAAGGCAAGCACGUUCCCGUCAGGAUAGGGGAAGGCGAAGCCCCUCGCGGAAGGUCUUCAACCUGAGUUCCCAUGUGGAUACAGAGGAUGCCAAUAGUUCAUUACGGGAAUGGCGAUCUGGUCGUCUUAAACAGACACAAUUGCCGCAGCCACAGCCACGGCCACAGGCCAAACCUUCUCGUCGACAACCGCUCAUUGCCCUCUCUACAAAUAGACCGGCUGUCUUCCAGCGUACGAGAGAUAGAAGGGUGACUGAAUACAUGACUGAUGCUUCACCGGCGCCUCACCAUGGGGAAGCUAGUGAAAAAACUCCCAAUGCAGAUGCGCAUGAUCCGGAUCAAACCCCCAAGGCUGUUACACACCCCAUGCCAACACAACAGGCGAAGCAGCGAGCCAAUAAUAAAUGGGUUGUUCAAAGGAACCUUGCCAUCUCAACACUAAAGCGGCGAGACCCGCGACCUGCGAUGCUCGAGGUGGAAAAUCCCAGAGGCAAGCCUGUAUCGGCCUCGUCCUUUCAAAAAUCUUUAUCUCUGCUCAAUCGCGAUUAUCGACGUAAACGCCUACCGGAAGUCCAACGAGGCAACUUGGUUUUGGAUCGUUUCAUCUCAAGCCGCAGUUCGACUCCUACUGGCGCUCAGCAUAAAGACACAAGUCGACCCCCCAAGAAGCCGGAAAACAGCAAUGAUCAAACCCAACCCCGACGCCAGCUGAAAAAACGGCCGCCCAAGCGGCUCCAAAUCACUGCAGUCCCUGAUCAAAUCCCGGUGAUAGAACUGACCGACGUUACGCCCCAAUGGCAGGACAUGCCCACUCGCACUUCGGUGGGCGCGUUGCAUGGUUUUCAAAUUUCAUAUAGUAUAGAAUUCAACAUCGUUCCCCUGUACACAGGGACUUAUUUCCACGAAACCACAUUUCUUGGGAGCGGGGAGUUUUCUCGCUCGCUUGAUGUCCUGAAGCGCAACCUUGACGCAGAUGCUGGCCUUCUCUCAAUCAGGGUUGGAGAUAUGGGUUUUCGUUGGGGGGCAUGGAAUGACACUGUCUCUUCGGAGUUGGGGACGGUUUUCGACAGGAUGAUUGAGUGGUUUGAAAAGAACGAUGUGGACUCGACGGAGUCUCCUGUUGAAAGCCCCGAAAAGCAUGGCGGCAGCCUGUAUAGGUCUGUGGUCAAGUAUGUUACUAAUAUUUUGUCUUUUAUCGACCCUAUCGACAGGACGGGGUUUGUGACACGAGCCCAUAGUCUUGUCUGCAAGCUUUGUGAUGCGCUGUCAAUGUUGGUGCCAAAGACUGAGCGUGAGAUGGAGCUUUUCGCAGCGAUCUGUUCAUAUAACACGGUGUUCACCUACCAAGUGCUCCGGGUUGCCGAACAUGAACUUGUCGAUGACGCCCUUGCCAAAUUAGUAAUGGAAUCAUUGGACAACGCCUCUAAGCAAGCCAUCGCAGUCAUCUCAAGCCCGUUGGGACAGGCAAACAUCCGCAGAUUCCUUACAGAUAUGGAUUCCUCUGAACGACGCGAUGCAGGGAUCCAGAGGGGCCAAUGUGCUGUUGAGGCGUAUGUUACUGUUCGACACGUACUACGUGGUGUUGAUAAACGCUUGGAAGGUCUUCUGACCGAGACUUAUUCAAUACCAGACAAGGAUAUUGAAUCAACAGAUGUCAGCCGGCUGGAGGGAGUCUGGCCCUGCAUAUUCACCACACUCCCUUUGGACGAGUUCGAUGCCUCUGGCAUUGCCCGUGUGGGAUCCCGAUUUUGGCAGGGCAAUGGCAAUUGGCCCGUCAUCAAAAUGUUGCUUCGUCCGGUGCUAGAGAGCUAUGAUGCUACAUCGGCGACGCAGCCUGUCUCAUACUACAAGUACUGCAGGGCUUUGUUACAUAGGUGCUUUCAUCUCAUUACUGGAUGGGGCUGGCGGGAUUGCAAGCCAAUCCUCGAUACUCUCUACGAUUUCUUUGCCAGGUAUACUCUGUACAAUCUGAAGCAGGAGGAGAGUUUUAAAUCUCCUGCCUUUCUAGAUGAGUUGGACAGGAACCCAUCUUUGGAAGUGCAGCCCGGCGACCCCUGCUUUCAUAUCCUGCUGAAAAUCAUCGCGAGUGGAUUGCGGUACUUAUCGAAGGCCUAUGACAAGAAGAAGGUUCGGAACUUCGCAUGGCGCCUACUACCAAACCACGGCCGCGUGUAUCCAAAAGAAAAGCCCAUACACCAAACCGACUUGGAUGCAUUGAGGAACCAUCACGAUCUGUUGUGUACACUAUACUACGCUGUGCCUGACGGAUGUCGGCCUCGCCUCGAGACGAUCAAGAAUCUCGUCCACCCCGCCAGCUCCCAUCGCGAAACCUGCAAUAUCAGCCUUCGGUCAUGGGGCAGGCUUAUCCGCUUUAAGCUCUCGACGGACGAGGAUGUGUCUGGACUUGAAGCAUUCGCUGACUGGCAUUGCUAUUUCGUCACGGAGUUGCUGAAACAGCAUGCACUUGCGCGCCAGGAAGUUGAAGCGCAGAACACUGCGGAUAACAAGUUCUCGGAUCAGUUGAUUGAGAGGACAAUUGCCCAGAAUCAACGGCAGAUUGAGUCUUUACUGAAAACUGCGUUGAAUGGCCUGCAAAGUGCGGUUCAGUCAGCGCCGACAGUGCAACAUGCUCAGAAGCUUGUCUCGGGAGCACCGGUCAAAGCGUUACUGACACUUUUCAAUCCCAGGGUUGCUCGGGUGAAUACGACUGUCUCUGAGACUCUACAGGUGAUCAUUGCGUAUAUUAACAAGUGCAAUUUGACGCCGGCGGCUGAAGAGGCAAAUGCCCCUGUGGCAAAUGCUCCUCUUGCGGUCGACGAAGACAGCCAGGAGUAUGGAGAUUGGGCCGAUAUCGCGGCCGUGUAUGAUGAGUCUCCUCCAGCACCACCGGAAAUCGUGCAUGUAGAAGAAGUGUUUCAUCCGGCUGUGUUUCGGCUGAUAUCCAACUGCUUCGGUGAAGAUUACUGUCCCGAGGAUGCGAUUCUGCUGAAGGUUGUUGACUGCUGGACCUCUGUUGCACAUACCCUUGUCAAGCAUGGUCUGCGACACUGGGACAGCUAUCUCAGUCCAUAUAACGGUGACUCCUGGACGUCACUUCGUUUGACUAUACAGACAAGGAAGUUCACACCUCUGUUCUUGGCUAGUUGCAUUGAGAAGGAUACCAAGUUUACAACCGAAUGUAAAGUCCAAACGAUCGGGAUGUGGAUGUCCAGUUUGGUAGAACGGGUGUCGAUGUUGAAAUUCCAGCACCGUCUUACAGAAGCUUUGUUGAAUCAGGAAGGGACUGAGCCCCUGCUUCAGAAUCUUCCUUUCGUCAGGGAACAAAAAGGAUAUACGAUUACCCUGGAGGAUCUCAGCCACCGUCGGGUGUCUCUCAUAUCAAGUCUCCUGGCCAACAUGCGUGCGCACCUUCAAGGACUGGAAGACAUAGGGGCUCGAGAGCUCUCGAGUACAAAGCAGGAAUACAGGGAGAUCAUCCAGAAUAUGAUGUCGGCGAUGAAGGCAAACUAUCAAGAGCUGGGUAGCGGUGCAGCUAGCGCCCAAGGCGCCUACGUCGACUUUGUACACAGAAUAGUCGGGUUCCUGCAGCAGCACAGCCGGGAUAUCUGUCCUAUCGACUCGUUCUUUACUGAUCCUGCCUCAUUCCCUCUGCCCUCCGGGGACCCGACCUAUAUCGUGGCCCGAUUGAAGAGCUAUGAGCCGAAACUGUCGUCCGAGAAAGUCGCCAAGACGCUUAUCAUAUUCAUUCAGAGCGUAUCCGAGCGAGCGGCAGUUGACGGACAGCAGGAUUAUCUUGUCAAUCAACUCCACGCAUCUAUUGCAGAUACGUACGAGUCUGGUCUCCCUGAGAAGCCCACCCUGAGAGCCACCCUACUGCAGGCCGUCUUUCCGGCAUACCUUGAAGCUUCGUUGAGCAACCCAGCCUGCUGGAUCCUGAGUCGUCCUAUUAUCCAGACCAUUUCCCUCGUUCUCAAGGACCUCCUCUUCAACAUCGACUCCACCGACCCUUCAUGUGUUGCAUCCGUCCUGAAUAUCUUCACCUCCGUCUUCCAAACCUCGUAUACCGCUCUCUCAUUCAUCACGACGGACGCACUCACCGACCCGGCAGUCGCCACUACCGCCGCCUCCCUCCUCAAAAUGAUCACCUCCGCCCUCCCCAUCAUCGACUACAUCGACCGUGCAACCGAUCUCGACGAACGAAUCCUCUCCCAACUCCACACGUUCCACACCUUCAUCCUCUCGACCACAGACCCCGACAGCCUCUCUCCCGAACCCUUCAACGCAGACCCCAUCCCAUCCCUCCCCACAAUCACCACUUUCACCACCCCACCCUUCUUCCCUGACCUCCGCCUCUCCGCAAGCCGCGAACUCCGCUCCUAUAUUGCAGAAAGCUGGUCCCGCCACCAGCGCAAAUACUACUUCACCCGUCGCGGCGGCUAUCAGCCGCAGGAAAUCGAUAUCCAGCCUCCUGUCGCCGCGGAGCUGAAGCAGCCGCCAGAUCAGGUGUUUGGGUCUGCUGUUACUGAGUUCUUGGAUGUGGUACGCGGGCUGGAUCUUCUUCCUUCGCUUUCUUCUGAUGUCGAUGCGCAACGUGGUCUGGAGUAUGGGCAUGGGUAUGGGGUCGAUGUGUUGUAUACACUUGAUCUUUGCUCUUGAUGACGAUGACGAUGUCGAUGAUAGUUGAGAGUGCAUGGGUAUAGCUGGCUAUAGCUAUAUGGUUUUUUUUUUCGAAGGUGUUACGGUUCUGUGUGUUGGUUAUGUAUGCAUUGAUUGAUGGUAUACGCCCCCGGAUAUCUUCACCU
Aspergillus heteromorphus CBS 117.55 is the source of this 7523-nucleotide messenger RNA. RefSeq lists its product as uncharacterized. Gene Ontology annotation, biological process: replication fork processing; double-strand break repair via homologous recombination. Gene Ontology annotation, cellular component: nucleus; Cul8-RING ubiquitin ligase complex. The coding region runs from base 310 to 7377 and encodes 2355 amino acids. The transcript has 2 exons. The record is from RefSeq and is a predicted model, not a curated record. Lineage: Eukaryota; Fungi; Ascomycota; Eurotiomycetes; Eurotiales; Aspergillaceae.